Cuscuta europaea is the source of this 1997-nucleotide messenger RNA. The record is from the annotation of a GenBank genome assembly. Lineage: Eukaryota; Viridiplantae; Streptophyta; Magnoliopsida; Solanales; Convolvulaceae.
ACAAUAAAUGCGCUUCAAGUCCUACCACAGCAACCUGGCCGUCGUCCCUCGUUUUUUACUAUAGUAAGAGAGGGAGAAAUGAAUAUGAAAAAUCGGAGCUUGAAUCCCGGCUGGCCUCUUAUUCAUGUCCACUGUAGUUCUUCAAUUUCCUGUCUUCGUUCCCAUUCUUUCUGUCAAUUCUCUAUUAAGGCUUCUUAUAUUCCAUUAUGUUCUUUGGAGCAUUUGAUAGCAUUCCCAUUCAAUCUCGGAUUGACCCUUUCAAUCCCCUUUCUCUAUCUCUCUCCCACCUCAAGAGGUUGGGGAUUAUUUAAACAUUUCUUUCUCCCUUUCAAGAAUUAAUAAUCGUGAUUGUCUGUUCUCUUGAUAUUUUCGUCGAUGGAUCACACAUUUCAUCGGCGAGGGCUUGUGAUUAAUCAUCCCGCCUGGAUUUUAUUUUGUAUGGAAGUAACUCCUUUCAAUUACUUCUGGUAUUCUGGGAAUAAGUGUCUUCAUAUGUAUUAACUUGUUGCACAGUCAAAUGCUCCACCUCCUGGUUACUUUAUGCCAUUGGAAAAGCCAAGUGUAGACGACGAAGAUAUUUAUACAAAAAAGAAAGCAAGGAUGAGGAGAUGGUUGUGUUGCGUAUCACAAGUGGAUGAAUCUUACCCUUGCCAUGAAACUGAGCUCCUUAAAAGCCCCACUAAGCAUUCUGAUGGACGUCAAAAAGGUUCAAAAGUUCCAAGUCCUGUCAAAGCUCAAGCGAAGAGGGCAAUCCCACCUAUUGAGGUGCCCGCUUAUCCUCUAGACGAGCUAAAGGAAAGAACUGGCAAUUUUGGAUCAAAAGCUUUAAUUGGUGAAGGGUCUUAUGGAAGAGUGUACUAUGCAACUUCAAAUAACGGAAAAGCCGUGGCUGUGAAGAAAUUAGAUGAGUCAUCCGUUCCUGGGCCAGAUGCUGAGUUCUUAACCCAGGUUUCUAUGGUUUCAAGGAUCAAACAUGAAAAUCUUGUUGAGCUGCUUGGUUACUGCGUGGAACGAAAUCACCGCGUGUUGGUAUAUGAAUUCGCAACCAUGGGAUCUUUACACGAUGUUUUGCAUGGAAGGAAGGGGGUGGAAGGGUCACAGCCUGGCCCGCCACUUGAUUGGAUUCAACGAGUAAGGAUUGCUGUUGAUGCCGCAAGGGGACUCGAAUGGUUGCAUGAGAAGGUCCAACCGUCUGUAAUACAUAGGGACAUCAGAUCGAGCAACAUCCUUCUCUUUGAUAACUUCAAGGCAAAGAUUGCAGAUUUUAACCUGUCUAAUCAACCUCCCGAUAUGGCUGCAAGGCUGCAUUCCACUAGAGUUCUCGGAACGUUUGGUUAUCAUGCGCCAGAAUAUGCAAUGACGGGACAUCUAACACAGAAGAGUGAUGUAUAUAGCUUCGGAGUUGUGCUGCUUGAACUUUUGACAGGAAGAAAACCUGUAGAUCAUACUAUGCCUCGUGGACAGCAAAGCCUUGUCACAUGGGCCACCCCAAGAUUGAGUGAAGAUAAAGUGCAUCAGUGUGUAGAUCCGAGGCUCAAAGGAGAAUACCCUCCCAAAGCUGUAGCUAAGAUGGCGGCAGUUGCAGCGUUGUGUGUACAAUACGAAGCAGAAUUUCGUCCCAAUAUGAGCAUUGUUGUGAAGGCUCUCCAGCCACUAUUGAGGUCCCAGGUUCCUGCUCCAGGAAUGCAAUAUAUGUCAUAAACGAAGUUCCACAAGCACAUGUAUCUCUCUGAUGUUAUCAUUAUAUACAAGGACAACAGAAUUCAUAUGAAUGUUUCUCUGCAGGACUGGGCUCAAGAUUCCAGUCUUUCAUGGAUGAACCCUGAUAUUGACCUGUGGCAAUUCUUUUCCAUUUUCGGUGCUCAUAAUUUUUCUCCAAUUACUCUUCUGUAUAUCAUCAGUAUUACUGAGUAUCUAUUCAUUUUCUAUGUUAACUCUUUGUUGGAGUUGAGAAAUGCUUUUAUUAAGAAAUGCAUUAUGAGAGAUGGCAUUUAAAG